Messenger RNA from Eleginops maclovinus (Patagonian blennie), 3242 nucleotides. Its product is annotated as NADPH oxidase 4. Gene Ontology annotation, biological process: defense response; superoxide anion generation. The record is from RefSeq and is a predicted model, not a curated record. NCBI's taxonomy places the organism in Eukaryota, Metazoa, Chordata, Actinopteri, Perciformes, Eleginopidae. The transcript has 18 exons. Gene Ontology annotation, molecular function: superoxide-generating NAD(P)H oxidase activity. Bases 97 to 1776 code for a protein of 559 amino acids. Gene Ontology annotation, cellular component: NADPH oxidase complex; plasma membrane.
AGAGACAGAGCUACAGGUUGGACGAGUCACUACCUCGCAGCCACACCGAGGCUUUGGUGGAAAAGUUUCGGCAGCUGCUGAGCCCGUGAAGGCAUCAUGGUUGUGUCGAUGCGGAGCUGGGUCGCCAACGAGGGAGGAAAACACUUGGUCCUGAUGCUGUGGCUGGGAGCAAAUACCUGGCUCUUCCUAAAGACCUUUCUGCUGUACUCCACUGGACAGCAGUAUCACUACCUCUACAAGAUGCUCGGGCUAGGGCUGUGCAUCAGCAGGGCGUCAGCGUCGGUGCUGAACCUGAACUGCAGCUUGGUGCUGCUGCCCAUGUGUCGCUCCCUGCUCACCUUUGUCCGAGGAACACACGCGGUAUCGAGCAGGGAAACUCGCAGACUGCUGGACAAGAGCAAGACCUUUCAUGUGGCAUGUGGAGUUGCCAUCUGCAUCUUCUCCGUUGUACAUGUGUCUGCCCAUCUGGCGAACAUUGUCAACUUCAGUGUGAGCUACUCAGAGGAUUUCCCUGCUCUCAACUUGGCUCGCUACAGAGGAGAGGACCCCAAGCUGAUCAUUAUGACCACAAUCCCAGGAGUCACGGGCCUCCUGUUGGUUCUCAUCCUCUUCCUGAUGUUUACUUCAUCUUCCUACUGCGUACGGUUGUCCAACUAUGAGAUCUUCUGGUACACACACAACCUCUUCAUUGUGUUCUACAUCAUCCUCAUGGUGCACAUGGUCGGAGGCGCUCUGAAGUAUCAGACCAACUUAGAGGCCCACCCUCCUGGCUGCCUCGGAACCAAUCAGAGCAGCACGGAGCAGCAGCGUGAGGAGCUGGAGGCGGGUGAGGACGAAGAGAGAAGAUGCGGAGAGGAGGCUCACUUCCAGCCGCACUACCCUCAGACAUGGCUUUGGGUGUCCGGUCCUCUCUGUCUGUACUGUGCCGAGCGUUUCUACCGCUACAUCCGGAGCAGCGACCCUGUUACCAUAGUGACAGUCAUCAGGCACCCCUGUGAUGUCAUUGAGUUGCGCAUGCUGAAGAAACACUUUAAAGCUCGACCCGGACAGUAUAUUGUUCUUAACUGUCCAGGUGUCUCUUCAUUUGAGAACCAUCCCUUCACACUCACAACGGUUCCCACAGAGAACAAGGACACUUUUGGCAUUCAUCUCCGAGUCGUGGGAGACUGGACUGAGCGGUUCACACAGCUGUUACUUCCUGAACCAAGGAUAGACUUGGAGAUCCUUCCCAUGGUGCAACAGAGGAGAUACCCAAAGCUCUUCGUGGACGGUCCCUUUGGAAGUCCAUCAGAGGAAGUGUUUAACUACGACGUCAGUGUUUGUGUCGCGGGCGGAAUAGGAGUCACGCCAUUUGCCUGCGUGCUGCAUGCUCUCCUUGAUGGAUGGACAGGUUUCAGGUUGCAGAGGUUGUACUUUGUGUGGGUCUGCAGGGAGCUCCAGUCCUUCUACUGGUUUGCUGAGCUGCUGUGUGCCCUUCAUCACAAGCUUUGGCAGGAAAACCGACCGGACUACUUCAAUCUGAAACUGUAUGUCAGUCAGACAGACAACCUUCAGAGCAUGUCGGAGGAGAAGUACCGUCCACUCACCUCGAGGCUGCUGGUUGGUCGGCCCAGGUGGAAGUUACUGUUUGAUGAGAUCGGGAAAACCAACAAGCAUAAGCGGGUUGGGGUUUUCUGUUGCGGACCAAAGGGCAUCUCCAGGACUCUCCACAGACUGUGUAACUCAUCCCGAUCCUCUGGAACAACCUUUGAAUUCAACAAGGAGUCCUUUAGCUGAUCGAACGUCCAAGCUGGUUUUAUGUUUCACUGAAAAACUUUGCCAAUUGACAUAUGAAAGUGGACAAAAGAACUUGAACAUUCACAGACUAUAUUGUUUUUCAUAUGCACCCCCCUAAGGUCACAAAAGACCCCAUAAAAAAAAAAAAUCUUAACAAACAGCCCUAUCCACGACUGACAGUUAAAAGAUUCAAGAAACAAGAAAAACAGAGGAGACCAGGCUGAAAUUCCACAAACACAACAACAUAAUUAUUAAGACGAGGGAAUUCAUCUUUCAGUGCACCAGGCAGAAACAUCAUGCAGGGAUCAGCUAUUUUAAAAAAAUGUAUCCUUUAAAAAACAGUUAAUUAAAAUGAACACAAAGGUGGAACCAUGUCGGAAAAUCAAUUGUGAAAUUAAGAACAAAUUAAGUGUCACAACAAAGAACCGGUACCGACCAGGCGCUACCAACCAAAAAGUAUCAGUGUGUCCCACUCACGGAAGCAGGAUUUGUGGACGGCCUUCUGGGAAAUGUUGCUUAUCAUCAUCAGAAUCUGCUGGGAUUUGCUUUCAAGAGAGAGAAGGAGUGGACAUGAUGGACACCUGAUUCAGUCUUUGGCCAGUUUAUAAUCUAAUGUACACCCUCCCGCUUUGUGUUGGUGUUGUAUUUGCACUGACAGCUCAACGAAGCACCCUUCUUUAAGGCGUAAGAUAUAAACACAGCAGCAACCUUCAUAUAAACUUCCAUCUCUACAACAGAAACAGGAACUAUUAAGUUUUGUAAAAUUGUUUUGGUAUAAAAGAGGCAACAUCGAGAAGAAUACGACUUCCAAGCUUUUGGUGGCAUUCCUUUUUUAAUGUAAGCAAGUUUAAAGGCUGCUUGUCUGACAGCUACAACGAAAUGAACCCACUGUCUGUGAUUAACUCCUUUCCACUCACCUCUGAUAUGUUUGGGAUGGCACUUUAUAUAAUGUGACUUCCAUGUACACGCUAAAAGGAGUGGAAGUAAGGAGAGGGUGUAGCGGCACGAUUGAUAUUGGGCCUUUGCUUUUACUUUAGUUGUUUGCUGUUCAUAUGUGUAUCAAAAUCUGUCUUUAUACAAAGCAAACCUAAACUACACCUCAAGCCAGUAUUCUUAGUUGUUUUUGUAAUUAUUUAUAUUGUAUAAAGUUAUUUUCUAAUGUUAUGAGAAAAACUUCUGCAGGGUUUUGGCAAAGUGUAUGUCAUUAUUAUUAUUAUCUUUUAUACAUAUCUCCAGAAAGUCAAGUUACUCAUACAAAGAAAUGAGGAGAGUGGUGGUUUCUGCAAAGAAUCAACCUCUUGAUAUUUCUGAUGUGACUGAAACAUAAUCACUGAAAUUGUGAUAAACUACCAUUUAUUUAGCAUUUCAUAUUUAAAUAUUUGAAUGUUGAAUUGUUUGUCUGUUUUUAGGAUUGUUUCUAUAGUUAAGAACAAUGCAAAGCUUGAAAUAAAGAGAUGUUCUAUUUA